AUGUUCGAAAUUGAAAAUUUGGACCUUCAGCAUCCGACAUAUUGGAGCCGAAACCCAAACAUUUGGGGAAGUUUAAGCGAUUGGGACAUUUACUUUAUUGAUAAAGUACCUGGAUGCAAUAAAAGAGAAGCGCACCGAUCUCUGAGUGUUGAACUUGGCAUCCUUCUUGACAAUCUGCCAAGAAAAAAUCGUCGUUUUGUCAAAGCAAGCGCCUUGAAAAAAGCCUUGGAGAACUGUGAGAACGAUUCCGCGAAUGAUUUAUUAUGGAAAAAUCAUCUCAAGAAAUUGGAAUCACUUGCUAUUUCGGAUCGAGUACACAAACGUGAAAUAAAAAGCAUCGCCAUACAAGAAGAAAUUGGACGAGCUGAAGAACAGUUAUUGGAGAAACCCCCAGAAAAACGUAAAGCCAACAUAGAGGAUUCAAAGGUUGAAGAAAGGGUUGGCGAAAAAAGACAACGGCUGACCAGGAGUAUGAAUAAGCAAAAAGCAGAAUCUUUUACGGAUCUAAUAACAAAUUCUGAAUCUUACGGAUUAGGUGAUGAGAAUGAAGAUAUUCUAGAUAAUGAGCAGACACCUUCAGUAGCUCCAAGUACCGUCGAAACAAAAGUAAUUGUUGAAUCAAAUAAAAAGGCAGUCCAAGACUUGCUCGGCGUUAAAUGUUCAGAAAAUAUGCAAUUAAUUUGCCAAUAUCACGAUAAGACAUACCCAGAUGAAAUCUUACUUGAUUUACGUCCUAACUCAAGAUUUACCAAGGAACUUCCCUUAAAUAUUUUGUCACCAUAUCUAAAGGAGCUCGAUGAUAAAAUCGAGAACUUGAUUCCAUCACACAUUCACGAAUUCUUGACCCAGUUUUUUAAACAAAAUUUGACGGGCGAAGAUUGGCACACCAAAAUUGAUGAUCUGCAGUGUCAAGAUCGUAAUGAUUUGUUGAUGGUAUCGGUCAUACGAAUUUUGCGUAGAACCUUACCACCAUUUAUUAUUGCAUUUUCAUUGGGAUCAAGAAAUCCUCUUUUGAAUUUGGAGACACUGGAAAAACCGCAUUUAAACAAUUUUGUACAUCCCUGUUUACAAACUAGUUUAUGGUAUAUCUCAUCCAUAAAUUAUGAGUUUGGAGAGAUAAGAACCGAAAAUCAUAAAAAUCAAUGUGCGGACGGAGUUGGUUACUUAAAUACUGCAGAUAAAUACCAAUUGGUAUAUAUGGAGGGUUCAAGACCAAAUGCAGAUGAUGACAAAGAGGUUGCUGAUGCAUCAAAAAUCGCGAACAAUCUACAGAAAAUUUAUAUAAACGUUGUGAAAGACAACAUAAAGUGUAGGCGACGAUUUCCCAAACUUUGCGUUUUUGGUGGGCAAAGUUAUCGUCUCAGGGUUUAUUUACAAUUCUUGGAUUAUUGCGGGGGGAAGUUCCGCCUUAACGAGGUGGAUAAUGCGAAUCUCCCACGUGAUUUCACGGAAAUGCCGGAUUUUGUUUCAUUUUAUGAGUGCAUUAUAAAGUGGGCGAUGCUAGCUCGAGAAAUCAUGGAAGGGUUUGAAGAAUCAAGGACACAAAGAGACCUUCAAGGCUCUCAUAUAUUAGUAGUCUAA
Ambispora leptoticha is the source of this 1581-nucleotide messenger RNA. NCBI's taxonomy places the organism in Eukaryota, Fungi, Glomeromycota, Glomeromycetes, Archaeosporales, Ambisporaceae. The record is from the annotation of a GenBank genome assembly.